AUGGGGAACACAAGCGCAGCUGCACUUCAAUGUGGAUCUGAGGAAGGUGCGAUAGUCACAACAGUCGCGACACCCACUUCUCCAGCCGGUGAGAAAACGGACGAUCGCAGUAACAUAGGCGGACCCGACGAAGGUGCCAGCGUCACUGCCACUUAUCCGACAGGCGAGAACACAGGCUGUCGCGGGGCCGUAAAGAAGACUGCCAGUCGAGAACGAGAACUAAGAUCCAUGGGGGACACAAACGCAGCUGCACUUCAACUUAGAUCUGGCGAACGUGCGAUCGUCACAACAGUCCCAACGCCCGCUUGUCCGGCAGGUGAGAAAACGGACGGUCGCAGUAACAGAAACGGACCCGACGAAGGUGCCAGCGUCACUGCCACUCAUCCGGCAGGUGAGAACACAGGCCGUCACGAGGUCGUAAAGAAGAUUGGCAGCCUAGGACGAGAACUAAGAUCCAUGCGAACACGUGCGAUGACGGCUAGCGCCCGAACGCCGGCCCCAGACGAGAGGAAAACCCGUUGA
Messenger RNA from Spirometra erinaceieuropaei, 522 nucleotides. The record is from the annotation of a GenBank genome assembly. NCBI's taxonomy places the organism in Eukaryota, Metazoa, Platyhelminthes, Cestoda, Diphyllobothriidea, Diphyllobothriidae.